CAAUAAUGAAUGCAGCGCUUUCCCAGCUGCCCCACGCCUUUCCAGAGUUCGAGCAACAGCUGCACCGCGUCUUUUGUACCCGCCGUAGCUUCCACAAGCUUUCCCGAGUUCCGCGCCGCAUCCAAAUCAAUCGUCUCGUUGCUCGAAGCGCCAUGGCUGGGGGUUACGAGGAAUGGACGCAACAGCAAUUGAUCGCCCGGAUCCACAAGCUAGAAGCGAAGUUGCCCCCACAAGAGCAGACAUCAACGACGAAUAUCUCGGAGCCGAAUCCCGCGACCUUUACCUCCUUUCCAAUCCCUUCCCCCGUUGACGACCAAACGCAGAUUCCCUACCGCAAGCCUCCCAAGCAGCUACCGAAGGCGUUCGAUGCGUCCAAGUAUAGCACGAGGCUCAUAGCGCUCAAAUUCGCAUACCUGGGCCAGAAGUACAAUGGAUUCGAGCAUCACAGGAACAAUACUACACCAUUGCCGACAAUCGAGGAAGAGCUGUGGAAGGCGCUGGUCAAAACAAGGCUCGUCAGUCCUACACCCAGUGAAGGAGACCAAGAAAGAUAUGAUAGGAUAGACAGGAAGACAUUCGAAGCAUGGGAUAGAGACGGUGCAGAUGUGAAUUGGGACGGUUGUGAAUACUCGAAAUGCGGCAGGACGGACAGAGGAGUGAGUGCAUUUGGGCAGGUCAUAGGGGUCCGCGUUCGAAGCAAUAGACCUCUACCAAAACCGAAAACUCCAACUACCUCUUCGGUUGAAGAUGCAGGACAGGCAGCAGCGCCGGAAGCAGUGGAACCAUUACUAGCUGCAGAAAGCGACAUGGAAGCGCCAUCGAAGCCCUUCGAUGACCUCAGAUACGAGCUUCCGUACAUCCAACUCCUCAACCGUGUCCUACCACCCACCAUCCGCAUCUACGCUUGGUGUCCCAAUCCGCCGCCCAACUUCUCCGCCCGCUUCUCCUGCAAAGAACGACGCUACAAAUACUUCUUCACAAACCCCUGCUUCGCUCCCGUCCCCGGUUCCUUGGGCCUCUACACCACCAACACCGACCAGUCCACCAUGCGCGAAGGCUGGCUUGACAUCAAAAAGAUGCGAGAAGCCUGCAACCUGCUCGUCGGACUACACGACUUCCGCAACUUCUGUAAAAUAGACGCUUCGAAGCAACUCACGAAUUUCAAGCGGCGAAUCUUCCACGCGGACAUUGAAGAGAUCAGCCCCCUAUCUGUUCCGUCGUUCCUCUCGCACUCCACUAUCCAACCCUCAUCUUCAACCGAACAGCCGAAGAUGUACGCGUUUGUGCUCCACGGCUCCGCCUUCCUCUGGCAUCAAGUCCGCUCCAUAGUCGCCAUCCUCUUCCUCAUCGGGCAAGGCCUCGAAGCCCCUUCCCUGAUUCCGCAACUCCUCGAUAUCUCCACCAACCCUACACGCCCAAAAUACGAAAUGGCGUCCGAUGCACCACUGGUACUUUGGGACUGUAUAUUCCCACAUGAGUCGGAGAUUCAAUCUUCCGAGCAGCGGGAGCAUGGCUAUGAAGAUAGGUUGGAGUGGAUAUACGUAGGCGACGAAGGAGGCAUCGAGCCAAAGAGCCUGGUGAAAGGCAAAGGAGGCGGGCCAAGUACGAUGGGAAGGGGCAAGUGGGGACGAGGCGGCGUCAUCGAUGAUGUAUGGGAGGUGUGGCGUGGGAACAAGAUUGAUGAGACGCUCUCAGCUUUAUUGCUGGACGCUGUUUCUUCCCAAGGGAAGUCAACACUCGACGCUGAGCAAAUUACUUCCUAUGAAGCGAAGCCGGGUAUUGCGAAGGGCGGACCCAGGGUGUUUGAUGGCGGCGAUCUAGGCAGAGCGAAGGGGAGCUAUAUCCCUGUACUUCAGCGGGAGAGACAAGAUCCUGUUGAAGUGGUAAAUGAGAGAUACGCCAGGAAGAAAGGGCAGGAUCCAAAUAAGAUGAAGCCGAAGGAGGAUGAAGCGGACGAGUGAUACAUAGGACCGGGGUUUUGGUUCGCGUAUGAUACACAAGCACUCGACUCUUGUAUAAGUUGGGUCUUCUGGUGCCCAGACGUGGGCAGUUAUAGACGUGGGCAGUUAUAUAUGAAGUUAGGUAUCAGACAAGACUUAG
Messenger RNA from Trematosphaeria pertusa, 2100 nucleotides. RefSeq names its product pseudouridine synthase. The transcript has a single exon. Lineage: Eukaryota; Fungi; Ascomycota; Dothideomycetes; Pleosporales; Trematosphaeriaceae. Gene Ontology annotation, molecular function: RNA binding; pseudouridine synthase activity. The coding region runs from base 6 to 1961 and encodes 651 amino acids. The record is from RefSeq and is a predicted model, not a curated record. Gene Ontology annotation, cellular component: nucleus; cytoplasm. Gene Ontology annotation, biological process: mRNA pseudouridine synthesis; tRNA pseudouridine synthesis.